Messenger RNA from Mus musculus (house mouse), 28601 nucleotides. RefSeq names its product ELAV like RNA binding protein 1 (gene Elavl2). The record is from RefSeq and is a predicted model, not a curated record. The transcript has 10 exons. Gene Ontology annotation, cellular component: ribonucleoprotein complex. Gene Ontology annotation, molecular function: nucleic acid binding; RNA binding. NCBI's taxonomy places the organism in Eukaryota, Metazoa, Chordata, Mammalia, Rodentia, Muridae. Bases 1625 to 2794 code for a protein of 389 amino acids.
GUAGGGAUGGCAAGGUGGCAGUGCCCACCCUGUACCUCUGUGGCAGACAGGACUUCUCGUGGCCAUUGUUGCUUAAUUUAUGCCCAGCACGUUGCUACGUGCCCACCUAUUUCACGUCUAUAAAGAAUUAAUAGGAAGGCUGUACAACUGUGGCAGAUUGGAGGGUGGAUGCGUUCCCCAUUUUCCAUUUUCAGGUAUCUGUUACCAAAACAGACGUGGAGAUUGGUUAUCUUCUCUACCUCCUAACUACAGCUCCAGGUCUGCCUUUAUUGUGGUGAGGGUGAGAAAAAUAAUCAGCCAUUUAGUGUUUACGCUAACGCUGAUGGACAGAGAUGAAUGUCCGAGCACUUCGUCCCUUAAAUGGACGGGUUCUGCCCCUUCCCCCACUCAUGUACACACAUUCUAUUUGGCUAAGAUUCUAAACCUGCAACAUUUCUCCACGACCUUAUUUAUUAGAGCUAUUCCUAAGAUAGUGGGGUAGGACGUGCGUAUGUUUUAUUUUUCUGGGCCUACUAUUAAUUGCAACCUAAAAAGAUAGGCUUAAAAUGAAGGAGAAUUGGAGGGGUUACAAGGUAGACAAUAGUGACCCAACAGCUUAUCUUCCUAAAUGAUAAUCCCUUUCUAAAGGUCAGGAGAGGGAGCUUGUGUUUUGUGGGGAAAGGAAGGUCAGGGAUGUUUGAUAAUCCUCGUAAAAUGGCUUCUUAAAUGGGACAUCUGAGAGAUUUGUCAAAACUGAGCAAACAAGUCUGUGAAAAAGAAAAAUGUUGAAUGUUUCAAAGUCAUCAUUUAAGAGUUUAAUUAAAAAGCAGUUUCCCCCAGUUAUCUCUGCCAUUCCAUGAACCUAUCUUAACAGACCCUUGAAGUCCCCCCCCCCCCAUCUUUUAACCACGGGCUUGGGCAUUCCUUUUAUAGAGCUAACCCGUUUGCAGUUCUGUGGGAGAACGAAGAUUGUAGACCGAUGUGCUUUAGCCUACUUGGAAAGUAUCUGUUGAGAGAGGUCUAACUUCAAGCAGACAUCUUCAGAAAGUAAAGUGAAGGGCAUUGGAAGGGUUUCAGGUGUAGAUUAACAAAUUGGGUAGGCCCAUUUCUCUCCAACACUUCAAAACUGGUAUUCUUAGCAAUAAUGCAUGCCUGGGAUGGGAAUAUUAUAACUGUUUAGAGGGAGGUCAAAGAGGCACAGGCGCUCUCUGAGCAGUUUUCCCAGGAACCCGCACAAAGUCAGUUAAGGUCAUUUAAUUCCAAGUCUGAUUUGAGGUGACACAGAAAUGCUGGUGUUGAAUCAAUUAGCUAUUUCUGGUGUCCCUAACCAGGGUCUCCCAAACUGAGGAUGGCCUGUCUCCAUUUUGACCAUAAUUGUUUUCCCUAAUUUACUAUGCCUGAUUUCACUUCCCACUAGAGGGUAAAUUUGCACCCCCCUUCAUCCCUGGGAUAGAGGAGUCCUCCCUCCCCGCCCGUCGCGUGGGGGCGGGGAUCUCUGGGCGCCCUUAGCGAACCUUGCUGCAUCAAACCCGCAUCAUGUCCUUGAAGCUGUAACCUCCAUCACGUUCUUGCGGCGACUCGAUCGCCCACUGUUCAGUUCUUUCCUCCUGCCUCCUGCAAUUUCAGACGGCAACUCCAAACUAACAUGGCAGUCAGACUGUGUGAUGUGGCUUCUCUGCUUAGAAGCGGUUCGUGGGCAGCAGAGCCUUGGACCGGGCAGGUAAUUGCUGCCAUGGAAACACAACUGUCUAAUGGGCCAACUUGCAAUAACACAGCCAAUGGUCCAACCACUGUAAACAACAACUGCUCCUCACCAGUUGACUCCGGGAACACAGAGGACAGCAAGACCAACCUAAUAGUCAACUACCUUCCUCAGAACAUGACACAGGAAGAACUAAAGAGUCUUUUUGGGAGCAUUGGCGAGAUAGAGUCCUGUAAGCUUGUAAGAGACAAAAUAACAGGGCAGAGCUUGGGUUACGGAUUUGUGAACUACAUUGACCCCAAGGAUGCAGAGAAAGCUAUCAACACUCUGAAUGGAUUGAGACUUCAAACCAAAACAAUAAAAGUUUCCUAUGCUCGCCCAAGCUCAGCCUCAAUCAGAGAUGCAAACUUAUACGUCAGCGGGCUUCCAAAAACCAUGACCCAGAAGGAGCUGGAACAGCUGUUUUCACAGUAUGGGCGCAUCAUUACUUCUCGGAUUCUUGUCGACCAGGUCACUGGCAUAUCAAGGGGUGUAGGGUUUAUUCGAUUUGACAAGCGGAUUGAGGCAGAAGAAGCUAUCAAAGGCCUAAAUGGCCAGAAACCUCCUGGUGCCACAGAGCCAAUCACUGUAAAGUUUGCUAAUAAUCCAAGCCAAAAAACCAAUCAGGCCAUCCUUUCCCAGCUGUACCAGUCUCCAAACAGAAGGUACCCAGGACCGCUAGCUCAGCAGGCACAGCGUUUUAGGUUGGACAAUCUGCUCAAUAUGGCUUAUGGAGUGAAGAGUAGGUUUUCUCCAAUGACGAUCGAUGGAAUGACCAGUCUGGCUGGAAUUAAUAUUCCUGGGCACCCUGGAACAGGCUGGUGCAUAUUUGUGUACAACCUGGCGCCUGAUGCAGAUGAAAGUAUCCUGUGGCAAAUGUUUGGGCCUUUUGGAGCUGUCACCAACGUGAAGGUCAUCCGUGACUUUAACACCAAUAAGUGCAAAGGUUUUGGAUUUGUGACUAUGACAAACUAUGAUGAGGCGGCCAUGGCGAUAGCUAGCCUCAAUGGAUACCGCCUGGGAGACAGAGUCCUGCAGGUCUCCUUUAAGACAAACAAAACGCACAAAGCCUAAUGAGCUCUUGUCCUCAGUCCAUUUAUAUAUGAAAACUAUACAACAAAAGCAAGUUAAGAGAAACUUUAUACAUUAGUAAAUGUCUUUGUAAGUCAGUGUUGAGAUGGGGAUAAAUGACUACUUAGCAUCCUAAGAAAUAUGUGAGAUUUUUUAUUGCUAGUAUUUGAAUUAAAACUUCUUAAAUAUCUUUUAUGUUUGAAUAUGGACAAGAGGUACAGGGUUUUUACCUGUCACAUUGCAUUCUAUUGCCUUCUUUGAAGAAGGUGGACCUUUUAAAGUGUUUCAGCUAAGGGAAGACAUUUCUUUUCUUUUUACAUAACUGCCUUGAUCCUGUGAGUAAGUACUGAGGCUUUGUGUUGUAGCUCUUCAGUUGGUUGUCUUUCCCCACCUCCUUAUCUUUCCUUUUCUUUCUCUUUCUUUUGUCUUUGUUUUUUCCUUUCCAUUCUUUAAUUAGCUUUGUGUUUGGUUUACAUUUCAAGCAUUGCUGUUAUGUCUCAGAAAAGCAUUUUGAAGUUUACAUUUUUAUUUAUGAAGUUACAAACAGUAUUUAUUUUGUAAUUCUGAUUUGGGCUGGGGCAGGGGGGGCGACAUUAUAAACGCUUAUUGUAAGAAUACUGGAGAACUUUUCGUAAAGCAGUACCUUGCCAAAGAGAUAAGAGCCUCUUUGAUGUGGGUUUAAAAAAAGCAUCUAUUUUUAUAAAAAAGAAAAUUUGGAGAAACUUUUUACUGGUCCUGGAACAAAUAUUUUGACUUGAAUACUUUGAGAAAUCUCUUCAUAUGACACCUAGUGAGCUUUUAAAAUUUACCAGGAAAUUUGCAACGGUUGGAAAAUUUAGAAAGAUUUAUGAUGUAGAAAAAUACUUUUGAGAUCUUUGUAUGAGAGGAAUUGAGUCAGUGAGGGAACACUGCUGGUUUCAUUUUCGUAAUCACCAGUGGGGCGUCUGAUCAUCCUGGUUGUUAUGUGAUAGAUGGCUCACAUUGAUUUGUGAUUUUGAAACAAAUAAAAAAAAUUUACAAAAGAAUAUAUAAGAGCAGGCAAGAAAUUUAAAUUACCAAGAGAUGGGGGAAAAUCUGUUCUUCCUAAAGAAAUCCCUUCAGAUAGAGCUCAUGGUGUUUAGUGAUGUACUUGCAGUAUCGUUUGAAGAAUUGUUUUGUCUUAAGGAAGAUGAGAUGUUGCACACGUUUGGAUGGCAGCAAGUCAGCAAAGGCGACCUGAGUUGGAUAUAUUUGGAGGUAUUUUGAGAGUUACGUUUAAGGCUAACACCUGAGCUUUGUGUGAUGUAAAUAAGACCUUGUGUUUAUGAACCUUUCAGCUAAUUUUAUUUUUUUCCCUUACAUAUCAAGUGAUGUUCAGGUUUUGAAUGUUUUGUAUCAGUUCUUUUCUUUGUAAAUGGCAUUAACAUUGUUACUUGAGGUCUUGCUUAUUCAGUUCUGUUGUCCUGAGGACUUGAAUUUACAGUGCAUCAGAUUCGUUGGCUAAUUCUGUCUGUAGAUAGUCUAGCUUCAGCUGUUUAUGGUGAUGCUACAUUUUCGUUUAUAAAUAUGUUUGUGGUAAAAAAAAAAGAAAAAAAUGAGUAUAACCAUAGGUUUUGAACAAAUUUCCUUACAUUUUUCAUACAAAAAUCAUAAAUAUCUGUAUGCUAUUGAAAUUUAACUUUGUAUGAUGCUUAAACCACUAUUUGGGGAAAUAAUAAAAUAAGUCUUUACCAUGUAUGAAAGAAAUUUUAAAAAAUACAAAAUAUUUUCUGAUUAGCAUCUAGCUUAUAAUAAAUUUUCAAAAAAGCUGAAGGCAACUGUGGCCUUCAUCAGGAUGCACUGAGAACUAUAUAGUUACGUCCUGCGUUUUGUAUAAACUGAGAUGCUCAUGUGCUUCCCCUUAGAACAGGCAAUGUGCUAUGCAUAACAUAGUUGUACAUUAUCUUUGCAGUUGCUUUGAGUUUUAUUUUUUAUUAUUUAAAACUGUAGUUAUAAAAAUUUUCAGUAUAGUACAGUACAUAUACUGUGAGGCGCGUGCUAAAGUGAACAAGCGAGUUUUCAUGCUGACCCACUCAAUGCUAUUCAGAACUCAAUUGGCUUAGCACUUUCUCAUAUCCUUAGGUGCAUUUAGAUUGUCAGAGUUAACCUGCGUUAAAAAAAAAUAAAAUAAAAUACAUGUAUAUAUUUAAAAAAAAAAAUAAGGUUUCCCUUGUGGGCAAACAGCAGCUACACGCUUCUUUCCUGUGCUACUGUAGCAAACCACAGCAUUGAUGAGAAGGCAUGCGGACUGUGCUUCACUUCACAGUGUUUACCCGAGCACUUAAUAAAAUGUAAGGCUGGUAUUUAUUUGAAGUUGUACAGUAUGACUUAAUUCACAUCUGUUGGAAUAGAAAAUAUAUUCUGUUGAGUAUUUAAGAGGCUGUACAUGUUUUCUUUUGUGUUUGGAUUCUUUGUGCUUUUUCAUGUUCGGUACAUCAAUAAACAAAGUUGAAGGGAAAGAACUGUGUAUCUUUAAAUACAUCUGGAUUGUGGGGUACCUAUGCGCAGUCUAGUUCAAAAAUAAAUAAAUAAAUAAAAAGCCUUACUCUCUUUAAUGAAAAGAGGUGUUCUCAGAGGUCGAGUUGAAAGCUGUGCUAUCUAAAAGGAAUCCAGAAGGCAAGUUAACUGAAGGGGGUGGGGUGGGGGGGAGACUUAAAGGAAAGGAAAAGAACAAAAACAACAACAAAAUAUCAAACCCUAAAAGAGAAACAAAAACUGUGACAGAAUACUCUUGACUUCAUUAACUAGGUGACUUUUACAGGGACGUGUUGUUUCAUCAGCUAGGAAUGCACCGUUAACCCUCGAGCAUUUUCAGGAGUGGUUACUGCACACCCUAUGACUUGGGCAUGGCAACUUUAUUCUGCCUCUGUCCCUAAGACUGUGCCCACCAGAGGAGGUGUUGGGUGACACUUGUGUUGAGCAACUGCUAUCUCAUUAAGAGACAACUUUCUGUUAGGUUAACAAAAUUGUGAACUGUGCCAGCUCCUUCCAUGCUUCAUUUACACAUUUAAUCACAACACAUCUCCGGAAGGUAAAAGGAUAGAAAAACAGUUCUUGCUGUUCCUUUUGUCUGUCUGUCUGUCUGUCUCUUUGGGAUGUGAUCUCUCAAUGUAGUCCUGGCUAGCCUGGAACUCACAGAGAUCUACCAACCUCCGGAGUGUCAGAAUUAAAGAUGAGGACCACUGUGCCUGACUUCUCUUGCUUUUCUUUUCUGUGAGAAUUACACUUUUAUUAAACUUCAGAAAGCUGAGUAUGUUGAAGGGAUUUUUUUUUUGUUGUUGUUCAUUUGUUUUUUAUACCUCUACUGGAUGAUUUUUUUUUCUGAUUGCAUUAAUUUGUUGCUUUGGGUAAAAACCAUCUUAUUUUAUACCUAAUAACCGAGACUGACUGAGUGGCAAGGCUCUUCCUCUUCCCAUAGCCUGCUAUUAAACACUGCCAAUUUGAAUUUCAUGUUUUUCCUUAUGUGAUGUUCAAACAUGUCCCACCUGUCUCCCCUCUCACUUCCUCUGUAUUUUGUCGGGUCGACAGCCAGUGCUUCUUUUGCAUUUGAACAGACAGUGGAAGAAAAGAACCCUAUAAAGGGGGUGUGGUGUAUUUGUGAAGAAGUUACAUUUCCCCUUUCAGAUUCCCUUGCCUCCCGUGUUUGCAAAUCAUUUGAAAUGUACUGCAACUCACUGUGGAAGUGACUGACAGCAGCUCUUAAUCUUACUGCCAUUUUAAAUUAAUCUGAUUUAGAGAAAUGUUGGCAAUUUCGUCUUCCCUUUUAAAAACAAAAACGAAUUACAAGAGUCUCCUCUUUAUAAGAUAUUCAAAGUGGAGUGGAAAUUUACAACUACUUUUUCAAAGUGUUACCUCGAAAAACAAGAAAAUGCAAAUAUCUCAACAGUAAGUUCCUAAGAAUUGUAAUCCCUGGGUCUUUAAAUGUAUUUUCUAGUGCAUUAUCCACAUGUCACUUUAAAAAUAGAAUAAGAAAAAAGACAGAUACCAAUUUCCAUACGUAUGUCUCUGUUGUCCUAUUAGAGUGUUGGGCAGUAGAAACAGAUAUGCAGAUAAAUCCAUAGGAGUUUGAAUAUCAGGCAUGUGUAGUCUGUCACUGCAGUGAAUACUCCUUUGUUUUCGAUCUAUAGUUUCUUUACAUUCUUUCCCUGAAAUGUCACAGAGAUUCUUUACCAUUCAAAGCAGAAGAUUAAAGUACAUACCCCAUUAAUGCAGGCAGGUGGUCAGUGUCAGAUGGACCUUGCAAAGUUAACUGUUGCAAAGUUCCAUUUCAUAUCACGAGCAGGGGUGUGUGUGUGUGUGUGUGUGUGUGUGUGUGUGUGUGUGUGUACAGACAUGGGUGUGUGCUUCUGCUGCCUGCUACACUGUGCCCUAGUUCUGUGAGAAUGAGCAGGUACCUCUCUUCCCAGAGGCCAUCACCUAGAUGGGAGAACAGUAAGCUGCCAGGUCAUGACUACAGUGCCAUCAGAUGCAGUUACCAAGCUAAUGUGCUGUGGCUUAUUCAAACCCAGUCACUCUGUGCUCUGCUCAUGCAGUUGCCAGUACAUCUCUUUCAUUCAGUGAAUCUUGUAAAAAACAAACUCUUUCAGUUGUCCAAGUCCUAUGGGAAACAAAAUGAAAAGUUCUGACCCACUAUAUAGCCUAAUAGGUUGACAGAGAACUCUGGAUCUUCAUUCUAUAAAUAUGUAAUAUAUAGAAAGACAGUUUGGAAAUCACUGAUGAUGGUAAAAUAGCUUGAAUAUGAAAAAUAUGUUGUGCUGUUUUUAUUCAACUUUGAAGUAGGACAAAAUACAUAUCCUGGGCCUGAAAUGUGGCAUUAAUGAUAUAUUUAGUUUAAACAGCCAAAUAUUAUAUAAUUAGACCUAAACUGAUAGGACACACAGAAACAUUCAUGCGUGUCAGAUUUUCAACUAUCUCUCAUAGCCAGCCACAUCCCAGGCAUAAGUGCAAGCAGAUGUUUGUGCUGACUUGAUGUGUGGAAGACAUACCUCACUGCUGCCCAGUGCUCACCAUCCGCAGUUCAGAAGUACGACACGUCACAGAUGCACAGGGAAAGAGAAGAGCAGAGUGUCGUGCACAGAAUCCAUGAUUGUAAAAAAGAGAACACAUAGUUUUCGCUGUGUGGGGGCCUUGGGAGUAGUAGGAUAAGAACACUGAGCCACACAGAAGUGGUAACAGUUGACCAGUCCAUUGAAAUGUUGGUAGAAUUUAAAAGAUGUUAGGGGAGAGGGGAUUCAAGAAGAAAACUGUCAACGGGGCAUAGGUAAAUGUCUGCCUGCCUGUGUUUUGGGAACAUUACUAUAUUCAUUUAUAAGCUGUGUGACCUGUGAGUUCCUUAUACAUUUGUCUGCAUCGGCUAGUUUCCGAUUAGCCUGAAAUUUGAGAGAGCACAAUGAAAUAGGAAGUCCUUAAAGAUUGAAACAUUGCCACUGGAGACCAUGAUACAAUAUAAAACAUAUAAACAUUGAAGCCUUGCCCCUUUAUUCUCUUGCUUGUUUCCAUUGUGACCUUUGCAAGUAUCUGGUGUGGUAGAUCAUAUUAAUUGGGAGGGUGUACCAAAGUCACUACUGAGGCCAUUGCCUCUUUUAUGAGAUAUGCAUUUGAAGUAUGGUGUGUAGUGUUUGCAGAGGCACAAGACACAACCAACAUUACCCUGGUAAUAGCGUGCUGUGCUUAUCUCCUGUCCGACUGUGCACCUUUCACACUGGACAAUGUAAUGUGAUUCCUUCUUAGCACUUACACUAUUUGGCUGUUUGUUCCCUGGCCAUACCUUCCUUCCCUCUUGAGAAGAAGCCACGUAAAAGGCCACUUACAUAGUUCUUCCCUGACCAAGGCUUACAGCUUGGAUUAUCUUUUAGGCCUCUUGGAUCUAACAGUUGUUCGUAGGCACAUCCAUUCUCUACCACCUAAUUUUUUGAUGUUUUUCUAUAAUUCUUUUUCUGUAUAGCUAAAUGUGUUUUUCAGAUCCAACCAGCCUGUCCGUGGACCUCAUUGCAGCUCUGAUGACACCAGCUGCUACCAGCAAGUAACUUACUCUUUGGGAUGAAGUGUGGUUGGCAAGGUGGCUGUGUAAGCUUUUUGCUGUUGGGGUGGUAAAGGUGCUACACUGGCUAGGAGAAAUGGUGACACUGUCACUUAGGCAUCCAGUAGAUGAAGCGCUUUGGUUUCCUGGGACUCUGAAUUAAUGCCAAUACAUCAAGAAACACUGAGAGCCCUGGAUCAGAAGUUAGCCCCACAUUUUACAUGUAUGUUAUAGAUCCUCUCCUUUUUCAAAAGGUAAUUUUGCAAACAUAGAUAGCAAUAAUGAGUAAUACAGACGUUCAUACUCCAAAUGCCCGAGUUCUGUCGGAAAGAAAACAUAAUCGUUGCCUUAAAGUUGAACCAGAAAUGAAGAGGUUUCCUAUACUAAAUAUUUAGUAAAAUUCUGCCUCAAGAAUGAUUGUUGCUGUGUGUUUCCUCCCAGCACAAUGAACUACGUGUUAACAUUCCCUUUCUCACAUGGUUCCUUAAGAAGUACCCUUUUAUACCUAGACAUUGUAUGAAAUCCUCCACAGGUAAAUUAUAGCUUAUGUUUCUGUAUUAAGAUUACACAUCCCUGAGUACUAGAUAAGGUAGCAAUAACGCCACGCAACCUAAAAAACCGCUCAUUGAAAACCUUCUGUCAGUUUAUCCUGAGCCUUAAGGGAUGGAUCGUUUUGCUUUUGCUUUAGUUGUGUAUUUUCAAAGUCAUUUUCCACUCUGUUUUUUCAUUCGAUUGGUCUCUGUCCUAAAGGGAAUCCUACUUUGGCACACAGUCAGCAGUCUACUGUGGCACGGGUUCUGGGAACCUUUAAAAUGCAUGCUUUACCUGUAAUUGCCGUUCUCCCACUAAAAGCACAUCAAGAGCUCACUCCACACCAGUCGCGGGCUGUUUCUAGACCGGAGAUUUAAUUUAUAGUUUUCACUCCUGUGAGCUAGAAGAUCCUUGAGAGAGCUCCUUUAGAAUAUCUUAUUUUGCAGAUAAGUGAGCCAGGUCUCACUUGAGUCUUGGCCCUGGACCUCAGUUCUCCUGGCUUCUGUAAUCCUGCCGUUCAUUAUCAUCGAGGCGCUAAAACAAAGGAGAAUUGGUUUCUGGUGAAGCACCUUGCAGAAUGAAAUUGUCGUCAUCUUGAGAUGGGCGUGGCAUCUAGGAGAGUCGAGGAUCCUGGAUGAGACGAGGAGGAAUCUGCAGCCAUGGAGAACAGAUGCGUAUGCCAGGGUCCUGGAUGAGACGAGGAGGGAUCUGCAGCCAUGGAGAACAGAUGCGUAUGCCAGGGUCCUGGAUGAGACGAGGAGGGAUCUGCAGCCAUGGAGAACAGAUGCGUAUGCCAGGGUCCUGGAUGAGACGAGGAGGGAUCUGCAGCCAUGGAGAACAGAUGCGUAUGCCAGGGUCCUGGAUGAGACGAGGAGGGAUCUGCAGCCAUGGAGAACAGAUGCGUAUGCCAGUACCAGGAAGUCAGCUAAGAAAAUGCUUUCUUCCCUAAUCUCGGCCAGGAAGAGGAUGUCUGCGGAACCAAUUGUAGGGAAGUAAUUCUUUUUCUCCUCUUCCCCUCUGUCUCUGAUUGCAGUGAUCUUUCCUCUUGCAAGGAUCUGGGUAAAUACUGGCUCCUUAUUGCAUGUACGCAGACAAGUAGCUGAUGGAGAAGUGCACUUUUAAAAGGAUUGAUGAGCUUAAAAGACACUCGUUAGAGUGCACCUGGAUCCUGCCAUGACAUCACAGGCGAAGCAUCAGCCGCUCUCGGGAAAGCAUGGCAGCCUUUUUUCACCUCUUUCUUAACAAUGAGACGUAGAUUGGGCCUGCUCUCUAUUCAAGCAUCCUUAUGAGUAAAUGUCUAUUUUUACGAAAGAGCUGCACGUUAAAAAUAGCUCCAAUCAGUGUGACUCUUUUCCCCCAUAUGUUAAAAAGUUAUGCACGAGUUAAAAUAUCUCAGAUUGCUUAAAUUCCUUCAAACGCAAAGCACAUUCCUUUUUCACUUGGAGGGGGCUGGACUGGGUAGAGGGGAGGGUUAAAAUACAAUCAAUAUGUGUACUGCAUACAUCGGGGUGAGGGUGGGGCAGUACCUCCUCAACUCUGUGUUUGUUAUUUGGUUUGAGACUUCCCAGCAGCAAAGCUUCUAAACUAAAUUUGAAAUUUCUGACUGUUAAAAAAUUCAUUAAUAUUUGGCGGGCACAGUCUUCUUCCUGGAGCGAUUGUUUAUUUUUGUUGCUGAGAGCAAUUAGCUAGAAUAGUCACAGUUGCAGCUGUUAGAUACUAUAAGCUCCAGUGGAGAGCACAAAGGCCUUAUGCACAUUUAGAGUCUGUAUUUGGAUUGUUUUUAAUGGGCAAUUCUUCUGGAGUCUACUGUGUUAGCAAAUUUGAUUGGGUGAUCCUAAGCCAAAUUGAGUGUGCGACGGGAUCAUGAACAUGCUGUGUUGAUCAGAGUCGAGUCAACACCUUGCUGGUAUGUGGAAGCCAAGAUGGCUGGGACUGCUCUAUGUCUCCAUAAGUUUCUGUUUGCAUCCUUUCCAAGCAAACCUGGAUGUGGUUCAUCAAAACGUUAUUUUGUUCUUUCAGGGAGUAUUUCCUUUUGUGUUCACUUCUUGACUUGUUGGGGCUUUCAUGAGGUAGCCUGUGUAUGCAACCAUGAAAAAGAUUUUCAUACAGCCUGGUGCCCAUUAAUUUGCCUUUUCUCAAGUAGCUUACUAGAGAAUCUUGGCUCCAAUUUAAUUCCUGACACUAUAAGAACAGCAGCUCAAGUGGAGCGAUUGUUGGCUACUUGAAUAGUGUCUUCAUGCUUGUCUUUAUUCAUAUGGAAGGAAGAGUGUCUACCUACUUCAUAGUCAUAAUGCUUUAGGAUUCAUACUAUUCUCUUAAUCUCUCCAUUUACUCCCUUGGCUCUCAUGGUCCACUGUGAAGCAGGGAAGUUUGCAUGACCCCCUUAGAGUUGAUGACUGGCCAGUCACCUGCAUAAAUUCUGUACUUCAGCCAUUUGAUGAUCUUCAUAUACUGUAUAUCUUUCUUACUGCUGACUACAGUACCUUGAAGAACUCAGCUUUAGAUUGCAAGCUGGUAGAAACGGCUGUCAGGUACAGAGCUAGUUUAGUAGCAUGUUCAUAGAGGAGAAUCAAGGUAGACCAGCCUUUUGGUGUGAAGGUAGCAAUGAGGGAAUUUUGAAAAGUUUUGGUGAUUGUAUUCCAAGUGAGAAUCUUGGGAGAAUACUAAAUUCUUGUUUCCUGCUAGCUACCCCAAGUCAAUUCAAAGUUAUCAGAUUUUUUUAGACACUUAAAUGUAGGUAUUUUUAGACCAGCCUUUCAAAUGGCAGUUGAUUGACCAGAUGACAAUCUUUUUGAUCAGCCGAGUUACUGAGUCAGGUGGAGUAGUUCUUUAAUCAUCCUCUCUCCAAUAAUACCUUUAAUAUAAUUGGGAGGUAUUAACACUAGUGAAUGGAAAUUUCAUCUAGCUAUUUUAAUGAAGUUUUCUUUCCUGAAAAUUUUUUUUACUGACUAUACCUAAAUGUUAUCAUAGUCUCUUACAGUAUUCAUAUUUAAAAUUAUCUACAUAAAAGUUUCAUCAGUGUGCAGUAUAUUCUUCCCUUAUUCCUUCUGAGUGAUAAUAAGUGUAGUGAUAUGAUCUGCAUAUGGGUGGCUACAUAUAUGCUUAUGGUGUAUAUAUGCAUGCUUGCAACUGAGUGCAUACAUAUGUGUAUGCAUGCAUCUAGAGCCAAGAGGCUGAUGGUACAGAUUUCCCCUGUUACUCCUCACAUUGUUUUCUGAGGCAGUGUCUCUUGCAAAUCAAAGAGCUUGCCUACCCAACUUGUUUGUGGGUGCUCCUAUGGCUUUGCACUUUAUCUAUUAGCCAUCUCUCUAGCCCCAUCUUGAUGGAUUUCUUAUUACUUCAGGCUCUAAAAAUGUCUUGAAACAAAAAAAUAUGCUUAUGCAUCAAAAAUGUUAGACUUGAAAGAUGCAUAUUAGUCAUUUUGAAUAUUGAGAUUUAGUUGUAGUGUGAUAACAGCUUAAAUAAAUUAGUAAAGGACCCAUUAGUCCCCACUAUCUAAGUUGAAGUGCACACCCGUGCAUGGAUAAGGGUGUUUUCUAAAAUGAACUAUACAGUAUUUGGGGACAGCAUUUGAUUACUUAUCACCACUGCCUCAGGGGCUUCAGCAUCAUGUGAACUUAGUUCCCAAAUCCGAUUUCUAAUAGCUAUAAUAGUAUACAGAAUAAAAGCACUAGUUUCUGUUCCCUAAGGUCCUGUUACCCUAAAUAUUAUCUGUGGAUCACCAGCAUUCAGGCCACACAAGAACUUAUUAAAACUUACGUACUUUGACAGGCCCACAACUGUGUAUGGAAAUAUCUACUUCCCCAAAGAUUUUAGGUGGUCUGUGCUCACAAAAAUUUGAGAAAUACUCAAAAGACUGUGGUGGCUCUCAAGCUUGAAUGUACUUAAGGCUGACGCAGAACUUGCUAGAAUAAAGAGCCCUGGACCCAUGUAAUGGCUUUGAGGUUUGGGAAGAAUACACAUGCUGGGAGAUAGUCUUCCUCUAGACGUUUUGUAGCACUGGCUGGGGUGCCUCCAGAGCCAGGGUAUUCCAACUAUCAUUGCAAGGGCUGAGUUCAAUGAGAGUAAGAUCUUUAUGGCCAGAUCUAGAUCCUUUCAUGAAGGUCUAAGGAUGGGGCUUGGGAAGCUUACAAAGACUAGGGUGAUGAAAAGUGUCUAUAGUCAUUAGAGGAAGAGCUGAUCUAUAGGAAGAUUGAAUAGGACAGGGCAACAGUUUCCAACAAGCUGUUUAAUGGGUUGACCAGAGUCUUUGCUUAUUUCAUCUAUCAAAAAGAAAAAAAUUGCACAUCUCAGCUUUUCUAAGAUGCCACUUGAUUCCAAGAAGAAACUCAGAUAACUUCUCAUCCCUCCCCCUGCCAAACAAUGAAGAGCAAACACAGACCAGAACUCAGGAGCUGACACAGCCAUCUUCCUUUCCCUUUUUAAAUUGCUUUAGAACAGUUCUUGGCAGCUGGCUUGGCUGCCUACUGCUUUACCUUUAGGUGUUUUCAUGUGUCCACCCAGUGAGAGUGUAGCUACCUUUGAGGCUCUUGACCAGUGUGCUGAUCAACUCUGUUAGAAGUACAGGCUCCCUGACAUCACUCCUGUUUCCUUGUAAGAUUGUAGGGUAUGGCUUCUGGAUGGAUAUUUAAUGGGGACUGACAUGUGUUCAUGUCAACAUGAGAAUUAUUUAGGUUAAAAUAUAUUUUUUAUUUGUAUUGGGAAAAAAAUUAAACAACAGAGGAACUGGAAGAUUAACAUUGGUUUUUUUCCAAUGCCCCCCCCCAAUAAAACACUAAAACCAUUAUUUCUCUUUUGUGUUGGCACUGUAUAAAUGAUGUGUUUAAUGGAAAACAGAACAACAGAAAACCUCUUCUCUAUUUGUAGUGGGCACAAUAUUAACCAUGUUUGUUCUUUGAAGAAACUUGGGUACAUGAGAAAGGGCAUUUUGCCUUCAAUUUUCAGAUAAGCCCUUAAGAAAAAGUUAGUCAUUCAGAGAUGUACAGAGUAUCUGCUAAGAUGUGACAGGCAUGUUUUGUUUUGAGUUUUUUGUUUUGUUUUGCUUUGUUUUUUAUUCCUAAUAAAUGUAUUUUGUUUCAGCUUAUAUAAGUGUCUUUUCUUUAGGACAGUAGUCAAGUUAAAGUUAUAAGAAUAUUUUCUGAAAAGCAUGUCCCAGGAAUUCCUGGAUUGUUUUGUUCAUUUUAGGUGUGUGUGUGGGGGGGGGGUGCUUGUAUGAGUGUGUAUGUUUGCAACCUACUAUCAGAUAAGGUGUUUGUCAAAAGGCCACUAGAUUAUUCUGGGGGUGUUAGUUGUAAAGGCUAAAAGAAAGCCAGUUCUUCACUGAAGAUCCUCUUGUUUUAAUGUAUUAAUUCUUAGAAAUUUUUAUAAUUCUAUUUUGAUCAUAUUUACCCCCAUCUCCUCCCAGGCCAUCGUGUCUUCAUUUUUUAGAAACUCAAUCUAAGUCCAGUUUUUGUUGCCUAUAUUCUCUUAGUUAUGUGACCAUCCACUAAAUCACAGUCAAGCUACUACAACCUUCUUUUAUCUUAGGCCUGUAUAAAGCACCGAAGAGUUCUACAAAACAAGGUAUUGGCAUUCUGCUCUCUACUGCUUAGGAAACAAGGAGGUCACUUACUUAAAGAGCUGUAUUUGAAAUUUGGGCUUUAAACAUAAGCUGCCCAAACCAUUCUCAACACGAAAAUGCAGAGACUUGGCACAGUGAUGCAUACGUGCAGUGCUAGCACUUGGAAGACAAGAGAACUGGGAGUAGAGACAAACCUGAGCUAUAGAGAGAACCUGUCAGAGAAGGGAGGGAAUGAGCGAAUGAGAGCCCUGAAUGCCAUGUGAAAUAGGUCAAGUGGCUAAUGGAGUACUUACUGGUGAUAUGGAGGUGAGCCGAAUGAGGCUUGGGCUGCAGGGUUUGCUAGAUGUACAAAGGUGGUGAGUGGCAGGGCCUAAGGUGGUCACACUUGAUUGUGUUGUCUCUUGUUUCUUCCAGCAUGGUGUGCUUUCUUAUCUCUGACCAAACAGUUUGUCAAAAUUGUUUGAAAGAAGCUGGAAAGGAGACCAAUUAGCUUAUCUGAAGAUGAUAUUGUUUCAUUACAAGCGCUGUGGAUACAGCAGCCGGCCAUGUUUCCUUCUGCUUUCUUACCCACUCACCCUUUCAGCAUGGACAGCAGGGAGCUAUGUGCUGACUGAGAACCACCUACAAAUAGCUGGAGUCUGAUGAUAAUCAAAAUCCAUGGCUUCGAAGCUUAAUUGUUAGAAGUAUAAAUAUGUUAAGGCCCUGCCUGUUCUGAAGUUAAAUAUUCUUCCCAGGAGAUGGAUGGGUGGGUAGUCUGUGCUUAUUAUAAAGGAUCUGCUGGCUUGUGUUGCAGCUUCAUGGUUGUAUCGUUAAUCUUUGGUUGUACGGAGCAGGAGGUUACAGUUAGCCCUGGGGAGUUUCUAGCCCCCCCCCCCUUUUUUUUCUGGAGACCUUUGGAGUCUAAAGGUUGGAUCAGGUUUGAAUUCCAUGGCCUUAUUGCUUCAGGGAUGCUCUUUUCUUUCUAGAGGGUGACCUUGCUUUUGCGGUGACCUGUUGUUCUUGAAUUUCUGAUUCUGUCUAGUUAUGUAGGGGACUGUUCUUCCUGUCUGGUCUACCCCAGCCUUGGGAAGUGAUUUGUCAACUCUGCCCUAGAGCCGGCUGGAGAGAGUUGGCAAACUCUCCUGCCCUGCUGUGAAUCCCUCAGGCUUGUGAGGGAGGACAGAUGGUAGGGCUAAGCUCGGAGCCACCUCUCUACGUAAUGAUGAAAAAUGACCAGGCUCCUGGUAAAUGGAAAUCAGGAUCCAAGCAACUUUGAAUUCUGGGAAAUGACUUUGAAAUCAACCUGGAGUGAAGGAAGAGUUGUUUUUUUCUUAAUUAACAGUCUGCCCUUGUUAUGUUUUGCACUUGAAUGUAGGAAAGGUUUUCCUACAUGUGUGCUCACCCAGGUGCAUACUGUACUUGGACUGCUGAGCCCAGGAGGUAGUCCUGUGUGUUCUUUGGGGUAUAAGUAAUGUCUGUAAAUGCCAGGGAUGCCUGGCAGGUUCUCAGAAGGGUGUAGAGUUGCCCUCUGUGGGUCAUGAGCAUCAUGAGAUUCACUGUGUACGUGGCCCUCUUCAGGUUUGCCUGCCUCCCCCAUCACUCUCACUAAAGUCGUGGUGCCUGGCAGUCCAUGCCUCCAGGCUCCUGUGUCUGAAGUCAGUAGUAUCAUGUAGUCUCUAGGAGAUCCUCUCCUCGUGUUGUCUCCAUGAAGCAUGAUAUUGGGGCUCUUGUAUCUCCCAUCUUACUUCUCUAUUAUUCCUAUCCUUAAGUUGUCCGUUUGUCCUCCAGGACCAUAGCCACAAAGGCAAUCGAUCUGUGGAAUAUAGCAUCCUAGCCUCAUCUCUGCUCUACCCAUCUUGUCUAACCCAUGAGUUAUUUGGUUAAAGUUUAUAAUUUCUAUAGGCAUUCAUUUUUUUCUCCUUUAAGAAUGAUACCUACCUCAAAGUAUUGAUGAAACUAUCAGCAUAAUUCCUGAUACUAGGUACAUGUUCGAAAGAUGUUAGCUGUUGGGCUGAAAUACAGCAUAGCAGAUAAGAGUACUGGCUGCUCUUCCAGAGGACUUGGGUUUGAUUCCUAGCAUACACAUGGUGGCUCACUACCAUCUCUUAACUCCAGUCCCAGGGGAUCCAGUGCCAUCUUUUGGCCUCCCCAAGCACCAGGUAUAGACAUGGUUCAUAGACAUACAUGCGAGCAAAACACCCAUACAUAUAUAAUUUUUUAAACAAUUGAAAAACAUGCUUGCUGCUAUUUCUCUUAUUACUAUUGUUUCCCUUACCACCCAAAGAAGAAAAUGAACAAAUCUCUUUGCUGAAGGAAUAAAAUAAAGUAAAAUAAAAUGGUAGCCCUAUGACUACCAUUGUCUUCGUCCUAACCAUUGGAGGCUGUGUUGAGUUCAGUAAACAGUGACAUUAUAAGAUGUAAGGCUUUCCUUUGCUUGGAGCUUUAUUGUGGGCCUAAGCAUUGCCUACAAACCUGAGGCUGUCUACUUGUCUGGAAGUAAAGAAUUUGGUCUAUGAGAGGGGUUCCACACCCAGUCUCAAGUUUUUGGAGGAUUGUUAGACUAGGAUAAAAAUCACAUGUGUCUGAUAGUGUCCCUAAGUAGCACACUUACUGUCUCUGUUACCAACUAAUUAUAAACAGAAAGUGACUUUCUGGGAGACUUGAUAAAAUCAACAAAAAAAAAAAAAAAAAAAAAAAGAGCAUGCCCCAUCUUCUUUUGUUUUGUUUCGACACAGAGUUUCACUGUGUCUUGCAACCCAGGCUGGUCUUGAAUAAGCUGUGUAGCUCAGCCUCCCAAAUCUAAGAAUAUGGGCCUGAGCCACUGCACCCAGCUGCGGGUCACAGUCUUGACCCUAUCUUUCACACGUUGAUGACAAAGGCUGUCUGGGUUCUUCCUUGCCAACACCAAUACCUGGAGAAGGUUUGUCUCUGGAUGCUUCACCAUGCCCAGUGCCCUGCUGCUGCUUUUCAGAAAGGGAGAAGUAAAAAGUAAUUAUUAAGAAAACUUCCCCACCGUCCCUGCUGCGGCUUCCUCUGACAGGCAAGUUCUUAAACAAGCAUCUUGAUAUUUCAGCAGAUGGUGCCGAGGUUUGUUAACGCAGCCUGCGGUAUUCCCAGUUCGAUCCUGCAUUUCUGGAUUCUUUGUAAUUAGCUCACAACAUGGGUGAAAGUGAGCUCAGUGUAAUCUAAACCCAGGGAGCUUGGAAAAGCAACAUCUGGCAGAGGAGGCAGGGCAGCUUCCCUCGCACUGCUUUCAGGGGAGUGGCCCCAGAGGUAAGCUUCAGGAGAUUAACAGCAGUGAGAAGUCAUUGCAGCUGGGUUCUGUAUUCUGCCCUGGCCGCCCAUUUGCUUCCAGGAACAAUGCAACCAAGUAUUAGCUUUCAUUUAUAAAGCCCUUUGUCCCUUUGUCCCCAGCCUAGUCUCAGGAAAAUCAAAUCUUGGUUCCCGCUGAACCAAGUGUUCAUUCUCCUUGUGAUGGCUAAUUUAGUUUGUCAGCUUAAGCUAUGUCUGGGACAUCAUUAAGCAGACCUUUGGGGAUUUCUUAACUGAAGGGGGAAAGCACAUUUUGAAUGUGGGUGGCAUUGUCUCUGGGCAGAGGUCCCUAUCUCAAUGGGAGAGGGGAAAAGGAGAACACAAGCCGAGUUGAGAACAGCCUGUACCUCUUUCUGCUUCCUGACCUACCUAGAUGUGAACAGGCACCCUUCUCUUUCUGCUCUGCCUUGCCUGCCCCGCCACAGUGAGCUGUACCUUCUCCACUCUUAAGUCUAAAGAAGUCUUUCCUCCCACAGUUGCGUUCAGGUAUUCCAUUACAGCAGAGAGCAAAGUAUCGGAAAAAGUCCUUACCGUUAUGUGUGAUUAGAAAUCCUAUACGGAAGAUUGCUACCAUUUUAGAAAAAAUACAGAAACGAGAUUUUAUAAGCAAACAGCAUUUCUAGUUAAGUUGUGAGUCUAGAUGUGAGCAAGAGACUUUACCACUUUAAGUAUGAUACUAUGUUCCUAGUGGUAUAGGAAGUGAUACUUUCUUUGUAGAAGAGACUGUUACAUCCAAUAGAUACUGGUGGAUAUGUAAGUGGUCCCUAGUGGAUUAAUGUGAUACAGCAUCCUCUGCAGAGGCCUCCAGUUAUUGGAAGUAGUGAUGCCCUUCCCCAUGAUGUGGGACCUGGGAGACACAGUGCUGGUUGGCCAUAUGUUCACAACACAUCCCAUACAAGGUUUGGGGACCCAGAUAGGAAUUCUAGUACCUCCAAUGAUAGGGAGAAUGGGCAUGGAAUGUGAUCUUUUUAAACUGGAAUUCUCUUUUUCUCUAAGUGCAUGAUUCAGAAGAAAGUUCUUGUGAUGUCUUCUCUAGUACACCUUUGUGUCUUCGUCUACUAGCGACUGUUUUCUUAGCAGGCAUCUCACUCAGUAUUGAUAAGUUCACAUUAAGGAGUCAUUGUAGAUCGCUUUAAAAAAACGGUUUAAUGACUUACACAUUUCCACUCUAUCCCCGAAGUGAAGCUACAAGGAACUCAGUUAUUUUGUUUUUAUAGAAAAGGAAUUCUGAGAGUACCUGGGCAGUAAACAGUGGAACAGGGGUUUCACACCACGUUUAUAAGACUUCAGAAGUCUCUUGAUUGAGGCUAAAUGAAAAGAGUCUGUCGGCACUGGCUUCCCUUACUGCCUCUGCUUCUGGUUGUCUGACUUCCCCCCUAUGUAUAAUCUUAAUUUUAUCUCUUUCCUAUUUAUGUGCCAGUAUUCCAUGCUGCAAAGUAUUAGUAAUGGAACAGAGGAAAACCUCAGACCAGAGCUCUAAUUAACACUGUAAAUUUAUGGUCUAUUGUUCAGGGGGAAAACACCCUUUGGCACAACAAGGACAGGAUAUCAAUGAUGAGUUGGGAGGUUUAAGGAUAGAAUCCCUACUGCCCCAAGUGGAGGACGGCAGGCUGCUGUUUAUCAGGCUAAAAGGUUUGCUCCUGCUGUGUACAUGGAGGGCUAUCAAGGUUGUCUCCUACAGCCAGGAAAUAGUGUCAGGAAAGUGAGGGAGUUCUCUGAAAAGGGCUCUCUAAGUGAGGGUGUCUCACUGAUUUCAUGCUUAGAACUAACUUCAUCUGAGUUUCCUGUCUCAAUGGCCAAUGUGGGAUUAAUGGCCAACGUAUUAACGUUUCUGUAGUAAAUACCCAAAGCUUGGGCGCUGGGACCCAGGAUUCCUUUCCUGAAUGCUAGGCAAAGUUACUCCCAAGGAAUCCUCGUUGGCCAGAUGGAUCAGGGACGAAUUUCCAGAAUUAGUGCUGCACAGAGAAUUCUCUCUUGUGGACUAAUUCUCCUCCCCCUCUCUGAGGACCAUCUGUCUCAGGGGCACAAGAAGAAAUGGGCAUCUGUUCAGAUCUGUGCGGUUGGUGCCUGGACCUGUUCCUAUAAUCCUUCCAGCAGAGGACUGAGACAUCUUUGGAGCAACCCCCAAAUUUUAAAGUACUGUGGCCUUCAGGUAGGAAUUGUAGAAUGAAUACAAAAUAAUUUGGGUGCGAGUGGGCUAAGACUGUGGAUCAGGGUGAAGCACUUGCUAUGCAAAUAUGAGGAACUCCAUUUAGAGUGCCAUGGUGGUGUAUACCUGUAAUCCCAGGGGUAGUGACAAAGUGGGGUGGGAUGAUCAUUGUGACUUUCUGGCCAGCCACAAUAAUUAAAUCAGAGAGAUUCAGAUCCAGUGAGAAGUUUUGUCUGGAAAAUAGGACUCCAGACAUCAGCCUUACAUGUAUGCACAUGAAACCACUCCAUACCCAACGUACACAUGAACAUUUAUACAUUCAUACACUACACAUACAGACACACACAUUAUUUUUUAAGAACCUGGUUUUAUAGAACAGAACAUGUGAUCUACCGUUCUAGAGCCAAAGAUAAAGUAUUUUCUAUAAAGAAGUAGUAUUUUAGACUUUGCGGCAAUAUAAUUUGUGCUAUAACUACUAUCCUGAUAUUACUCCGAAGAACAUUUCUGUUGAUAAUGUAUAAGGAAGUAAUGUGGCUGUGUUCCAAUAAAACUUUAUUUGCAAAAUGGCGAUGAUUGGCAGAAUUUGGUCUGCAGGCCGUGGUUUGUACCUUACAACUACUAGUAUUCAGUAUAUGUGGGAGAUUUCUCCCAUCUAAAAAUUAUUAUUCAUACAGUAUAUUGAUAUAUCAGCUGAUGUCAAAUUUGUAUUCCUUAAAUUUUAAACGUGUGUAUGUGAAUGUGCAUGCUUGCAGCUGUGCAUGGCAGGCGUGGAGGUGAGAGGAGUCAGGUUAAUCUCGGGUCAGCAGGUUUUUGGCAAGCACCCUUACCUGUUCGAAAGCCUCACUGUUCCGUCCCUUGCUUUUAAGGAUUGUGUCUAAAUGGCUGCCCUCCUCCACUCUGCUGCUCUCUGUUUAUUCUCAGGCUUCUUUAUUUGAAACUCGGAUUUCAAAGUGAUGUCCGAUGUAGCGCCAGGUACCUUUGAAUAUCAAUCAGAACCAUUUAGAUAUGAUACUUAAAACCAAGCUUGACUAGUUUGGUCUCAGGGCUUUGCUGAGUGUGCUGCGUGAAGAAGGAGUUAACAUUGUUGAAUAGACUGUACUUUCCUUCUAGGCUUUUCCCAUAUGUGGGUUGGAGUUAGUUGUUCAGCAUGAAACUAACAACUUCCUUCCGGAGAUGCUGUGGGUGGCUCAGCAUAUCGCAGGCACAGGGAUGGAUUUCGGCCCAGUACCUUUGUUCCCUUUCCUGGUUUGGCGCUGAGAGGAUGCACUGAGAGGGGAUAGCUGCAGAUGUGAAGACCCUAACAUUGUCAGUUCCAGCAGAGCUGAUGGUCCCUGUCCCUUGGUGGGCUUAAAUGCUUUAUCUCCAGACUCAGGGUGAACAGUCAAGGCUCGGAGAAUGGAUUAAAAGUUGUUUACAUUACAAGCUAGAAUGUGACUGUCAAUCAAAUGUCCUACGUGACUUUGUUUCAUGUCCUAUCUUUCCAUUCUUUGUGGGGAGUGAGUGGUAGUAAUUGUGCCCAUCUGACAGUUCUGCUUAUACUGGUCAAUUAAGAAAGGCAACGUUCUAUGAAGUCUGCUAUUACUCUUUUUCUUUGUGACCAGGGAUAUGGGGAAAGUAGAGAUAAUUUUUGUUGUUGUUGUUGGUGGUGGUGGUGGUUGGUUAAAGGACAAUGUUAGUUAACAUCUCGACAUCAUUUCCUUCAGCUGGUGAGUCAAAAGACCCAUCAGUUGUCUCUACUCCACUUAAAUAUCUCAGUGUUGGAUACAUCAAAUGCUAACAGCAUCUUUCUGCACCAGAGAUUUGCUUUUGCUAGAAGUCACUGCCAGGCAACAAGGAGAAGAAUGAAUGAACACUGGAGAGUGGAAGAGAGGUGGAACAUGAGUGAGGACUUUUCUAUACAACUCCCGUCGGUCCAGUGAACUCCAAGCCUCUGUGCAGCUAUUGGCAAUUAAUAGGAAUUAUGCAGAAGUCAAUGAAAAUAGUAAUUAGAAUAAUUGCCUCUGAUCUUCUUGGGCUGUAUUAUAUUUAUUCACUUAACAUAUUUCAUAUUGACAGAUGUGUCUGGAGUCUUACAAAGGACCUCUGUCCAAGAAGAGAGGAGGAGGGUAGGAAAUAUUAUUGGCAUAUAUUUUUAUUUUUCAGUGUUUAGAAAUUGAAGAUUCUUGCUACUAUACUGUUCUUCAGGAUUGCAGAGAGAGUUAAGAAAAAAGAUGUAUGUCUAUAAAAUAAAAAUCAAUUUAUUUACAAUUUCGCAAAUAAAAGCAAUAUUUUCAGGUUACAGGAAAUAGUCAUCUUUUCAUGCUCCCUAAGCAUAAAAAAUCUUAUUGCAAGAUGUAAUAAACUCCUCACUUGCCUCUUAAGAGGAUAAGAAAGGUAGUCAGGAAUGAAUGGUCCAUGAGGACUGAUGAGGACAGGUCUGUCAGGGUGCUGUGGAGGAUGAAGGGACUCUUCUCGCCUCCCUGGUAGGAACAGUAAAUAAGCCAAGGCUCAUAAAGAUGAAGGGACACAGUAGGACAUAUUUUCUAAGCAGGGAGAGGUAGUGCAAGUAUUUGCAGACAGCAGAAAUGAAGGAAGAAUACAGAGGUUGAAGAAUGGUCCAGGAGCUCCUUUUAACCAUAGUGUAGGGAGGAGGCUUGGAAUCGCAUACAGUGUAGGAUUCAGUGUUUCUGAACAAGGACUGAACAUGGAUGGGCCUUUACUCUGUGUGAGUCAUGGAAGGCCUGCUUGGACUGCUAUCACUGUGACAAAUACCUAAGAGAAACAACUGAACAGGUCCUUCUCUGUCCAACCCACCCAGGAAACAUGAUCAACCAGAUUACGUGUCGCAUGCGCCAUCUGUGAUGGUGGGAUCUGUGUCUGUUUCCCUCCACUUCCUCUCAUAAUUACUAUGUAGAGAUAGACGCAUACUUACUCUAGACUGAACUCUAACCUGUGCUGCACGUCUGACUGGCUUCCAUCCCCAGGACAGCACAGUGUACAUCCUUGAACCCCACAGUCAGCAGAGUAAAAUCUAUUCUAUAGAUUUGUCAUGACAGCUAAGUCAGAUAAGGCAAAGCUUCUCCAGAUCCUGAUGUUGGCUGUUGAUAUGGCUCCGUGGAGACCUACUAAGAGUAAUAGUGAUUGCUUCUGAGUCAGAAAGGACAACUCCCUUAACGGAUGAUGUGCAGGGUGUAUAGCGUGUAGUGGGCAGAUGUUCAGAUGGCGAGUUCUUCAGCAUUUGUAGAGAUGUGGAAUGUAGUAGGAAGCCUACUGCAGUAGCACAGCUAUGUAUGGAGACUUAGUAUUCAGGCAUACCAGAAACGAUCGCCUCUUUCUUGCCCUGUGAAAUUUUAGAAUGAAUCUUGUUUCCAGACCUCAGGAAAUCACCUGUUUCUCGAUCACAAAUUACCUCAGAUCCUCCCUCCCUAUGGCAGGGUCACGGGGAAGCUACCCUAACAGAGGAAUGAUGGCACUGGGCAGGGGGGUUGGGGAUCGGGAAAUGUUUCUUGUGGACGCCACUUAUUGCUACUACUUUAACACUCACACAUGGUGCUGACUUGGUCCCAUGUACAGGUGAGCACAUGUGUUUACAAAGAAGUUGUGUGCAUCUCAUAAUCCACCCCCACCCUACAUUUUUCCUAUUUUACUGAAAGAAGUGGAUUUUGUCUGUCCCAGUUGAAAACCCAAUAAAUGAGCUGUUCUAGAAUCUAGGUUACAGAACCCACCCAUGGGACUGAUUCAUGGUGACCUGACUCCUUAUUUUUCUUAUCUUCCCUGUGGACUUUUGUUUGUUGUUGUUCGUAUUGCGGGGGGGGGGGGGGCUUCUAUAGAUGUGUUCCAUAUCCUGGAAGGUUAGCAUCAAAUACAAUUAUUUCAAAGUGAAAUCUGUUUAUUUUUAAUCCACACAGGCAGUUUCCCAUUACAGUAAAGCUUUCACAGUUGAGUACCACUGAUCUCUUGUGUUCUUGAAAAUGAUUGGUGAUUAAAAUCACCCCUUUUGCAAGCAGCUACCCACUGGUGCACUCCACAGAGAAUAAUAAACUACCAUCCACAGAAAUAUUAAGACACCACUUAGAGAAUUAGAAUUUUAACCACUUCAUGUGGCUGAGGCACAGGGGCCUUUUCAGCCCAGUGCUAGUUAUUUCAAAAUUGGUAAGGCAGCCCAGCUUAACUCCCUGCUCCCCUGGGGCUGGCUGCCUCCUGCAGUGCUGUGUGAAACUUAACUGUAAUUUGUUGUGACUGAUCCCUAGUGCAAGUGUUAACAGUGGCUACUUGCCAUGAGCAGGAGAGUGAGAGUAAGUGUUGUUUAUGCAGACAAGAAGUGAUACCAAAAUGAGGCUGCAGGUGUGAUUCUAAUUUGCACCUCCAUUUCAUUUGCCUGGAGGCACUACAUCUCUUUGUCAUUAGUUCUGAAUAUAUAUCAUGACAGGGGAAGGCUUACCAAAUGCACCCCUAACAGAUGUGGCAAUCACACUUCUCGCCAGCCCCUCUGUUUUUAUUCAUUCAUGCUUUCCUCAAAUCACUCUGUGCUUGGAGGAAAGGCCCUCACCAGAACUACUCAAGAAUCCAGCCAGCCAGGAGAUGGGAGGAGUGAUGGUGCCAGAGAGCAUGUGGGGCCAUGGUAAGUGUCCCCCCUUUUCCCUGUGACGUAUGAUGUACCUUACAGUGCAUUAUGCAGGCAUAUUUUUGUAUCAGGAGGGUAGAAUUUGAAAACCUCCUCCCGAGGAUCCAAUGGUUCUUUCUGCAGAAUGCCUGCCCUACAAAAUGUUAAACGCUUUUAGAUAAAGGAAUUCAGUGAAAAGGCUUUAAAGGGUCCACGGUGCAUGAUAGAACGUCGAAGAAGCAGAGUUCUGCAGAACAUCAUCAACCCGCCGAACUUUCAUCAUCAGCAUCUAUGCCAAUUUGUAGAAAACUUCUCCACUUAAUAAAUUUUACCUCUCAGAAUGUGAGACCUAUUGAGUGUUGGUAGAUGUUCCUAGGAACAGCAUCAGGGUUCGUGUAUAUUCUUCAAGAGGCCAGCCACUCAGGCUGAGUGCAGUGAGUUUCAACAGUAUGUCCAUGGGACUCUCCUUAUGUUUUGCUGUUGCAAUUGACUUUUUUUAACAGCUUUGUCCUAAAGAAAAUAAAAGCUUAAGUUUAGGAAAUCAAGCUGAGACGGCUGCAUUUUUCAAACAUGGUCGAAAACAGAAAGUCCUGCUAGAAAUCUAAUCUUGGCUGCCUUGGGAAUCUUCACUAGAUGCUGAGAAAGGCUUUUACCUCUUUACCUUAAUUAUUAGAAAGGUGUGUCUGAGGUUUCCAGGGACAUGAAGAUGUUGGUUCAGUUCUAGCGCUUGCUGUGUAAUGCGGAAACAAAGCAUUAAGAGAUGCCUGAUGGAUGAGCGUUGUCUCCCCCACCCCGUUAGAUUAGCAGUAACUACAAAGAUGGGCUUUGAGUCCAAUAUCAAAGUCUUUUAUUUUUAAGACUGUGAUACAUAGUGAGCUUCACUGCCUUCUGAAACCUCCAGGCCAGGGAAUGUAUCUAUAAUGAAGCAAGAGCACUGUUGCCUUUACCAGCUAGCACUUGGUCACUUUAGAAUGUCAUUUUGGCUUUCUUUUCUAUCAGGUAAGAGACAUACCACCCCAACUUUCUGUCUGAAUACCGAGAAAUUCAACAGCCUUCAUAGUGGUCUGUGAUGCCCCAAAGGAUCAUGGCUGCAGCUUGACUCUGCCUGCUCUUUUAAAGGUCAAACCUCAGAAUACCACUUUGUGAAGAGCAUUAUAUUCGAAGAGAAGCACACAGAUGUAAAGCAGGGUUCAAGCAAGGACCAUUUCCACAGCAUCUUCAUGAGACGUCAACACUGAUUAUGCUACUUGCCUAUAUGAACAGAAAGCGGGAAUAAAAAAACCUCGUGGUUUUCCCAAAGUUAGCUCCUUAUAACAGGAAAUUCAUAAGAGGAGAAGUGGCAGGGUUGAGCUGAUCAGUAGAACAGGUGUAAGCACUUUCCUUACUUGCUUAGGGAAAAAAAAAAGAAGGUGGUUGUACGGAAAAGCACAUUUCAUAGCCAGUCACAGCCCAUGGGUUUAAAAACUAGGUGAACAGAAUCCUGGCCUAGGCAUAUGUAGCCCAAAGGUCUUUUAGAGCCGGAUUUUUCCCAGAGAUGGAACCAUUCCAGGGAAAGAAGAGUUCCCAGGACUGGGUUUCUUGAUUUGCUGGCAGGUUUCAGAUAACUGUGCCUGGCCUCGUUUGGGGACUCUGAGGUCUAGGCAGGCAAGUGCUUGUAAGCAGUGCUGACAGGUUAUUUUAUCUUCAAUUAAGUUGUAGCAAGUUGCACCAAGAUCAGAUUGUUCUACCUAAAUUAAAGGUGUUCUUUCUCAUAUUGCAGUCUGUGAAGCAGGGGAGAGAGGCUCAAGCCAGAGUGGAACUGCACAGCAAGAAGCCAGGCAGCUUCACACGCUGAGCCACCAAGCAAGUCAGUGAAUCCUGCCCUACUUUCACUUCGCUUCCUGCACUGUGUGGAAGUCUGAGCCUCUCCUCACAGGCAUAGAAAGGAAGCAAUCCCCUCUGCACAUCUCCUAAGACGGCCUUUAGUUAUAAAGAAGAAUUAAUUUUUACACAGGAAAUGGACAUUAAGCUGUUACCACAGUGGAUCUUCUGCUGUAGAUGGUGCCUCUCGUGUGGAGGAGAUUGGAGUUCCAGGAUCUGAGCUGGAGAAUCCCCAUUGCUGAACUGUGACUGACAAAGCUUCUGUGAGAGGGACAGUCCAUGGAGGUUUGCAGUGAGCAGGCUUGUAAGUCAGCCGCAAGAGCACCCCUAGAGUAGAGGAUGCUAUACUGUCACUCACUGUGCCUAGGAACAAGAUCUGAAUUUGGUGAAGAGCCUGCUCUCUCUGCCACCUGGAGCUCAAAUGAGAGUUUGUGCUUCUUCCUGUGAUUCACUUAUGGUCUGAUGCAAAGCAUGCUGGGUAUUGGGGGUGGAAAUAGAUACUGUAGUGAUUGAUGCCAUCUGACUCUGGAACAGGGUCACAGAAAUAAUUUUCCCAGCCCUUGACACCUUCAAGAGGGAUCUCCCACUGCCCCUCAAUUAUCUUGUCCUUAUGUCCCAAAGGCUAGCAAGCUAACCAGAUGGUGUCUGCCAUCUUUGUCCUCACUCUGAUGCCUACCUCUAUUCCCAGGGCUUAAAAGUUCACUGUCUGCUUGGUCACCUAAGGGAAUCCUGGUGCUGCUGCUGUAGCAGGAAUCCUGCCCCUCAGUUUCCCCUAAAGAGCUAGAGGAUAAUGUUCUCACUACUCAGGGCAGUAGCAGGAAGCCCUGCUAUCUCUUACCUGCUGCUGUGGAAGAAAUUAUUCCAUAAAACUGCACUUUGCCCUUCUUCAGUCGUUGUCAGUUUGACUCAUCUGCCCAAUUGUUCUCCCCUAUACUACUAACUGUGGUUACUCCAGUGGCUAAUGGAGCUAGGGCCAUUAGUCAGCACAGAUUAGUCCUAAAAAGCUACCCACCCUCCCACUUGUGGCCCUUUAUCCUUCUGUAGAUUUUCUUGGACUUCUUAAGCUCUUCCAAGUUUCACCUGGCUAUUCCUCUCUACAAGUCCUAAAGCCAGCCCAGGUGGGAGCUGUGUAUGCAGAGGGGAAGAAGUGUUAGUGGCUGGAGCUGGAACUUACUGACAUGUGUUUUCACUUUGUCGCCUGUGUCUUACAGCUGUGUCGCCUGUCCUGCAGUCUACCCAAGUCAACACUUAAUCCACCUUCACCUCAUCACCAGAGUAACCUCCCUCUGGGAAGGUGGAAGGUACACAGACGAUGUAAUGCAUGAGGAAGUCUGGCAGGAGAAUGAAUUUGAAGAAUUAGGCAACACUCUGAAACUAAAGAGCCAGCAAGCCUUGAACCAGUGGUGAUAAGUGGGAGUUGUAUAUGAGCAAGAUGAAACUUACUAUGGGUCACAAAGAGAACUGACUGGUGACCACAGUGAAUAAGAACUCAAUGGAUACUUGAGGUUUACUGGAAGAGUAAUGGAGGGUGUGUGGUAGAAAUAUAUUCAUGUAUGAAGAGGUAAUAAUCUGCUAGUAAAGUACAAAUGGAAUCAGUAUAGAGCUAAGACUUGGAUUCGGGCUUUUUUGUUUUUUUGUUUGUCUCAAGAUUUUUCUGUAUUCAAAUGUGAAUCUUUUUAUUACUGAGUAGUAUUCUACAGUACAGAUCUACCACAGUUUGUAUAGCCACUCACCUAUUCUGGAUUAAUUCUAGUUUUGUUUUCUUUGUUAUUUCAAAUAAAGCUCUUAUUAAUAAAAGUA